AUGCUUUUUAUAUUGAUCGUUGUUCCUCUCGCCUUUCUUUAUUGGAAAACGUGUUUGACGAUGCCUUCUUGGGACGACUUUGACGCGGACCAAGAAGAAGUUUUUGGAUCAAGUUAUCAGGUCACUUUCACACUUUCCUUGUAAUUUUUGUGAUCUUUAGGUUGAUCCAAAAAUUGUCAAAUCGUCCGAAAAAGAUAUGAACGAUCCGCUGAGGAAAGUCAAGGUUUUGUCUGAUUAGAAAUAUUGAAAAGAAAGUGACUUUUUAGAUCAAUGUGACCUCAUGUUUGUUGGCAGAAGCGAACUACGUCACGGCUGAACAUAUUAGGGCCAGAUUGAUUUGAGUUUUUUUUUCAGAAUUCAUAAAUUUGAAGAUUUUUCACGAAAUUUUGCUCAUAAUUAACCUCAAAAAAGCAUUUUUUUUUUUGACUCAAAAUUUCCGUUUCGAAGUGAUAAAUAGGCUUUCAGUGAGGAACAGGACUGCUAUCUCAUUUCCAAAGAUUACGGCUGCCAUACGAUCGACGAACUUUUCCAAAAAAUGUCCGACAAGCUCCUCUGGGCAAAGGAUAAAAACGGCGAUUUUGUGUGAAUUUUUUUUUGAAUUCAAAAUUUUUUAUACAUAAGUUUGAAAAAAAUUGGUAUGAUGUAUAUAGAAUAAAGAUUACGUGGGAGAUAAAACCACUAUAUAAAUAUCUUGGGAAGUCGUCUCGCCAGCCGCGCCUCCUCUCCGCCAACGUCUGAAGACGACGAGCCCGCCAGUCGUCACCAGCCAAAGGACACCCCGGCCACCUUUUCGAUACUCCCAAAUAUGAAUAAAAGGGUUGUACGAAUUGUAAUCCGUCUGAUACGUACACUCAUACAUCCUUUUAUUCAUAUUUGGGAGUAUCGAGAAGAAGGCUAAGGCGCCGGGGUGUCCUUUGACUGGGGACGACUGGAGGAUUUUAUAAUGAAUAUUGCUAACUUGUUUACGUUGGAACUUUUUAUUUCCUUCAUUUUAGAAUAGAUCGCAAUUUACAGUCAGAAGUAGAAAGGAAACCCUAAACUGCGCAGAAAAAGUUGAAAAAAAAAUUUUUUUUUUCUACUUUUUUAUGGUCUUUUUGAUGGAGAUGUGUUUUUCAAAUGCGAGAUUAAGUUUUUUGAAGAUUUUGGUCGAUAAAAAAACUUUUCAGGCUCUAAACUUUCAAAAAAAAAAAAAUUUAAAUUACCCAAAGGUUAGAAAAAAAAACUCGUUGAAAUUGUUAAAUACCGGUGAAAAUCGAUAAUUUAGUGAGUCUUUUUCUUUAAAUUUUCAAGUUUUUCUAGGAGUCUGUUUUGAUCCUUGGUAUUUUUUUCAAUUGGAAAGAAAGGAUUUUACACUAAGACUUAGCGAUAGUCCUUUCCAGUCCCCAUCUUCUCUCUCCUAAGUCUCUGAAACUAUUCAGCUACUCGUUGCGAAGAAAUGCGCAGCUGGACGAUCUGGCGGAAAUGGUCGCAAAGCAGAGGACAAAAGAACAGACAGAACGGGAGCGCGCCAAAGUUCGCGGCCGAACCGAACUCCUGCGCCCCGUCAAGGGACCUUCAACCUACGGAGCCGCCUUUAAAAAGCAUUAUCAACGUAGAUUUUUUCCCUAUUGUUCUAAAUUUUUUCUCCGUUUUAUUUUUACUCUUGUUGAACCUGUUAUUUUUCUGACAGAAUCUAUGAUUUUAUUUUCUCUCGUGUCGAAUUUUCUCAAAAUAUGCGUUGAGCUCAUCAAUGGCGUGUUUUUCCGAAGAAAAGUUCACGAAAUUGAGCAGCAACAAGAGAAAAAAAGCUAGACUAAACGCUUAAAAUUUGCUGGCUUUAAUCUCUAAAGCCACUCAGGACUCACAAACUAACUAUUUCCAUGUUGUCUGCUUUAGGGUCACAAAAAAGAAAAUUUCAACUGGUUUACAGAAAGUUUGGAACGGAAAAAAUAACGCGAAAAUGACGCGAUUUCGAGUCAAUUAUAGAAAUAGUUUCCAUGUUUUUUUACAUCAGCUGUUCUCAUUUGAUCUCCAUAUCAAAAUCAUAGUCCAUUCGGCGCCCGUUUGUCACGUUUUUUUUCGCCAAAAAAACCAUAUUCCGAAUCAGAUCAAAAAUUGACCCCACUCUGCUUGGAGAUCUUUGUAUUUUGCUGUCCUUUUGCAGUUUUGUAGAGCAAAAGGGCGGAAAAAAGAGCUGUAUUUACGGUAAGGUUUUUUUUUUCUGCUGCUCUUCCGAAACGCGACCGCCUCCUGAAUACUGUUUUCCAUAUUUUCAAGAGCCCAUGAAACUAUAAACUUUUCAAUGACGAAUAGACAUGAGUCGAAAUAAUUCCAGUAGAGCAAAUCGAUCAGUUUUUUUUUUUCGCGCGACUUUUUCCCCAACCAGCGGUAAAUCGGAGAAACGGAAUCAUCUCAAUUGUUUUGGCAGUCUUUUUUCUUCUACUUUCUGCAUUCUCGUUAUCGUUUUUUCAGAAACACAUCCCUUGAUUUCCAAAGUCACGUAGACAUUUUCUUGGAUUUAAUAAAAAUAGGCUUGUUCAGUGCAUUUGCUAAAAAAAAUUCGGUGACUCUAAUUUUGAAAAAAGACAAAAAUGCAGUGAAGUAAGUGUUAACAAUGUUUGAUCAAGUCUUACGACACUAGAGCGCAUUUCAAAAAAACAAUGCUUUUAGAACAAACAAGAUUUUAUACAUUUUUGAAAAAAAAGUUUUUAUCAAUAGAGCAUAAUUCUUAAAAUAUAAUAUUGACGCUAAUUGUAGUUAACUUCGAUGAAAAAUGGUAAAUUUUGCAGGGAAACGCCCCGUUUCAGUUCCCGACGAAUCCGUUCUCUCCGACAUGAAUCAAAGAAGGUUCCGUAUCAUCUUUUCGUUUUUUGAUUUUUCAUGCUUAGAUCACCAAGGCAAGGAGGACUUCCUGAACUGAGAAGUCAUGGAAAGACGGAACAGCGCGUGAGUUUCAAAAAAGAAAUAUUCUUUUCUGAUCUAGAAAUUCUAUUUUUGUUUUUUUUUUUGUGAAAUCUUUUUUUUCUUGCUUAUCAGUUCAUACGUAGUUUAACUUAAGAAUUUUUCGGCUAACUUUUUGAAAUUUUCAGUGCAUAGAGAUCAACGAUUUCUUGUGCAAAAAUGGCGCUUUCGUUGAGGAGAACGGUUCUCGCUACUAUUUCAUGAAGCUUGGAGAUCUGGAACAGAAAUUCUUCGACUACUACCAGAGACCCAUGUGGAUCAAGCGCAUGAACGAAAAGUUUAUUAUAUAUUUUUUUGAAAAAUGGAUAAAAUGGCCUUUUCUAUCAGCUUUUAUUUGGAUUGUUUGGAAGCUUUUCAUUGUCUGUUCAGAUUUUGAAUGUCAAGUAAAAUAACGUCGGUCUAAAACGCUCUGUAGAAGACUCGCUUUCUUAUUGGUUCAUCGCGCCAUUAGAAGCGGAGCUUGAGCGAUGACUUGACAUUCAGAAUCUGAACAGUCUAUAAAAAUUGAAGACUAGAACUCUCUUAUUCGUCACUUCAGAGAACUGUACGCGGCUUUUACGGAACCGGAAUGGGCUGGAUUCUUCAAAAUCAGACGCAAUUUCAAGGUUUUAUCCUUUUUCAAUUCGAAAAACGAGAAAUGUUAAGGGCUUUUUCGAAAUUCUCUGCUUUGAACGUAACGCUGAGUCCCCGUCCACGUCAGAAGAGGGUUAAAAUAUAAUAUUCAAAUACUCCGAUACAAAAAAUUUUUGCAGAAGGUCGACCAUAUGAUCGCGACGAACUUGUGGAUGCGAAGUUAAAGCUUCCGAUACAGCCGAUUGGACGAAGAGAUCCGCCAUUCAACGAUUUCCCCACUCUUCAUAAAGAGAAUAAUAACUAUGUACUUAUUUUGUUAUGUUCAAUUAUUUUAUGUUGUUUUGAUCUUUCCAGCCCUACCCGCGGCUCAGUUUUUCCCUCCGAAACCAUGUUUUUUUGCAUUUGACAGCUCUCAUAGCAAUCAAAUCAAGUCUAUAACUAAACGGUCAAUUAGAAAAAAAGGUGAAAGUUCUGACGUGAAACAGGGUUUGAAACUCUCCAGUCUUACUGUAGCUCGUUUUUCCGUGACUCGUGUACAACAGACGAAACGUGUAAGAUGACGCCAUAGCUUAUUGAGCGUUUCAUUUUCAGUUUUUUUCGCCAAUUUUCAUUUUUUUUUUAUUGUGAAAAAAAAAUUUGGCUUCGAAACGUUCUUUCGAAAGUUUGAAUUUCGUUUUCUGUUCUGGGUAAGAAUAUAGUCAAAAUUCAUUCGAAAGUUCAUCUUUUUCGAAAAUGUUAUGAUUUUUUCUGAUAGGAAUUGUUUCGAAGUUUCAAAUGGCGUUCAUUGUAAUUUUCUCCACAUUUUUUUUAGUUCAGAGGCCUUUCAGAAGUUCAAGCUUCUUUUCAUAAUAUUUUUUUCUAAAAGCCCAUUUUUCAUUGUUUUCGAUCAAAUUGAAGAUUUGUUUCGACCAAUUUCUUUUAUUUUUCAGAAAACUCGGAAAACUUACAAAAUGCAAAACGGCUACGGUUUCAACAGAGGAACCCAUGUUUCUCGCGUCUCUAACGGAGCUCUGCCGAAUGCCGGAAACGGAUUUUUGGACGACGAAGACGACGGCUGGACUACGAAGAAAUUGCCGGUCAUGAACACUACGUUCUCCGGUUUCGGAGCCGACCAAACCGCAAAGAAGGCCGAAACCAACCAGUCUUGUUUUGGGUUCGUUUCAAUGUUAGAGAAAAUAUCGGAAAAUAAUAAUUUUAAGCGUUUCGUUGAAUUUUUUGAUUAGAUUUAUGAUCGAUCACGAUUAUAUCUGAAAAAAAAAUUUUAACCCCAGUCGGUGUAUGUGAAGUUUUAUGAAUGUACAAAGAGAAUUUUUUACAGGGCUCCAAUUACAACUGGACUCACCCCGCUGCUUCCAAAGUUGGACGAGAAGGGCGAAGUUGAAAAAAAAGAAGCAAAUUUGAAAUUAAUUGUUGAUUCAAACAGAACGAUGAUAUUUUCGCUCCGAUCGUUACGUCACGCUACAAUGUUAACACUCAACUGAAAAAUGUCGAGGGAGAGCCCAAACCGGAUGAUGAAGGUAACGGAAAAAAUUAUUCUUGAAAAUAUCUGAAAUUUUGUCUUGUUUCAGUGAAUCAAUCGAUUGGAUUCGGCGCGGAUUCGUUUUCUGCGAAUCCAUCUUUUUCUUUCGGGGCGCCGCCGCCUUCUAGCCAACAGAACUUGAUUCCAGUGAUUCCUGCUCCAACUGCGAAAAAAAGUGAAUAAUUGGAGAAGCUUGGAUCAUAAGAAUGAUAUCAAUUUUUUUGUAUAUUUUUUUGAGUUUUUGAGUUGUCAUUCUACUAUAUACUUCGAAUACACAGGAAAGGAGACUAAUAUUUUUUUCAGUAUAAACGAAUAACCUUUUUUUAAGUCGAGGCUUCUGAUAGAAUAGCCGCUUCUUUAUGAAUCAUAAGAAAGAUAACGAUUUUUUUUUCGCAAAGAUUCACUAUUCCGUGUUAUUCUAUCAUUUACCACAAGUCUAAUGAAAAGGGACAAUUUGAAAUUUUUCAGUCUUAAAAUAUCAUAUUUUCAAAGCGAGCUAUUUGACAGAAGAGUCCAAAGCAACCGCUUCUCUUUUAACUUUUUUAGAGUUUCGAUUUUCUGAGCUGUUAUUCUGCCAUUUACCGGAAACCCUUUGAUCAGUGAAAUUUUUUAGCCUACCGCCAGCAUUGCGGCCCGUUUUGGCACAGCUAG
Caenorhabditis auriculariae is the source of this 5683-nucleotide messenger RNA. The record is from the annotation of a GenBank genome assembly. Lineage: Eukaryota; Metazoa; Nematoda; Chromadorea; Rhabditida; Rhabditidae.